CUGACAUUAACGUUAUGAAUAUUUUUAAGUUUCAAUAAAUCGACUAUCAUGAAAUAAAUAAUACACCUAUAUGAAAAAAGUCAAGAAGGGUACUCAAAAUGUUUUUGAAACCGUGGAAAUCCUUUAGGACCGGCUAUAAAUAUUUUAAAUAUUUUUCUACCCAAACGGUGAAUAUUGCAACUAACGACGCAAUUGUUUUAAGUGAUAGUUGUGUACAAAAAUUAAAACAGUUAUGUGAUGGUAAUGUAUUUAUGCGACUAUGCGUUGAAAGUGGAGGCUGUUCGGGAUUUCAAUAUAAAUUUGAUUUGGAUGAUAAAAUUGCUGAUGACGAUAAAAUCUUUGAAAAGGAUGGUGUGAAAGUAGUUGUGGAUAUGACCUCACUAGAAUAUAUAAAAGGAUCUACAAUUGAUUACCACACUGAACUGAUUCGAUCUGCUUUCAGAGUUGUUCAAAAUCCAAACGCCGAUCUUGGAUGCUCAUGUGGAGCAAGUUUUUCUAUAAAAAUGGAAUAGUGAAAACUAGUUACUUAUUUAUAUAAGU
Messenger RNA from Vanessa atalanta (red admiral), 540 nucleotides. Its product is annotated as iron-sulfur cluster assembly 2 homolog, mitochondrial. The record is from RefSeq and is a predicted model, not a curated record. Gene Ontology annotation, molecular function: 2 iron, 2 sulfur cluster binding; 4 iron, 4 sulfur cluster binding; iron ion binding. The transcript has 2 exons. Gene Ontology annotation, biological process: iron-sulfur cluster assembly. The coding region runs from base 99 to 512 and encodes 137 amino acids. Gene Ontology annotation, cellular component: mitochondrion. NCBI's taxonomy places the organism in Eukaryota, Metazoa, Arthropoda, Insecta, Lepidoptera, Nymphalidae.